UUCUUCACCCUACUCUUUGCGCACAGAGGGAAUAGAAGAAAAGCGCCUCCGCCCUGGCUCUGUACGCAGUAGAAAACCCUGCUUUAUGCUCACAGAGAGGAGCUACUACUCCGCCCAAAUCGUUACUUCGUCGGCUUUCUUCACCAAAAUUUCAGAUCCAGGUUCUUCCCAACUUUGGCUUGGUGGUGAUUCAUAAGAUAAUCAUUGUCAAUUGGUGUAAUUUCGGUCUUAUCUAGAGAUGAAAAUACUGCAAGCAAAUGCUGGAGUGCUUACAAAUUUUGAAGUACUUGAUUUUCUACAAAAAAGAGGAGCAUCACAGGAUCCUACACGAGUUUUAUGCCCCGUAACUGCAUCUGAGUUCAAGGUUUAUGAUUAUUUGGUUCAAAGUGCGGCAUGCAAUCAAACAAGGGAAUGCAUUUAUGAGUUCUUGAAAGGGUGUGAAGAGUAUGAUCUUGCAAAGGCUGAAAAGCUCAAUAUCAUCAACAUUCGGCCAUCAUCUGUGGUUGAAAUUGACCCGAUAAUUGAGGAGUGUGAGAAACGUAUGGAAGGUGAAACUGUGGAGAAGUUGGUGGAGAUGACUGUUCAGGUAUUACCACAGCCUUCAAAUUAGAUGAAGCCUGAAGAAUGGGAAGAAUGAAGACUUGAGAAAUUUCAGAAAAGCAACGAAUUUGGGAAGAUAAAGAAUCCAAUUGCAGAUAUGUUACCUUAGAAAGUAUUCGAAAAAUUGUAAAGAUUACAAUGUGUUGAACGACUUAACCCUCCUCUCUUGCAUGUGAAUAAAAGCUCAAUGUGAUGUUAACUGCAGAACUGGUUAUGCUAGUGGAAAAUUUGUAUGCCUCAAAUUGUCUCCACAUUAUAAUAUGAAGUGGAAGGACAUGGUGUUGAGGGUGUUUAUUUA
Messenger RNA from Macadamia integrifolia, 898 nucleotides. RefSeq names its product DNA-directed RNA polymerase III subunit rpc9-like. NCBI's taxonomy places the organism in Eukaryota, Viridiplantae, Streptophyta, Magnoliopsida, Proteales, Proteaceae. Gene Ontology annotation, molecular function: nucleotide binding. Gene Ontology annotation, cellular component: RNA polymerase III complex. Gene Ontology annotation, biological process: transcription initiation at RNA polymerase III promoter. The transcript is spliced from 6 exons. The record is from RefSeq and is a predicted model, not a curated record. Bases 239 to 610 code for a protein of 123 amino acids.